This is a messenger RNA of Salvia hispanica, 879 nucleotides long. RefSeq lists its product as uncharacterized. The record is from RefSeq and is a predicted model, not a curated record. Lineage: Eukaryota; Viridiplantae; Streptophyta; Magnoliopsida; Lamiales; Lamiaceae.
AUGGAGCUCAGUCAGUUACAAUAUGUUCAAGAAAAUAAUGCUGCCGCCGCCGCCACCACCAGAGUCCGUUGUGCCGGCACAACGGCCGUUGCUGUCAUGAGGCAGCCGUUUCAAAUCAUCACCACCACCCUCCUCAGUCUCCUCCUCCCCUUGUCGUUCCUCCUCCUCGCCCGCCUUGCCACCGCCCACUACCUCCUCUCCGUCUCUGAGGACCAACUCCCGACACCCUCGGUUUCUUUUAUAGCCGCAUAUCUCUUAUAUUCCAAAACCCCGACGAUACUCCACUUUACAGUUUCGAUCAUCAGUGUCUCGACCCUCUCCUACGCACUAACCGGAAAAACCACAUUUCCCGGGUGGUCGCCGGCCGAGCCCCUGACGCGGCCGCGGCUGUACGUGUCAUGGCUGUUUCUCGCGGUUCUGCAGCUCUGCGUGGGAGUCGGGAUCGAAGGCACCGUAGCAGUAGGCGUCGAGGGCUCGAGCUUCGGGGAGGAGGGAAGCUUCAUAUGCAGAUCGGUGUUCUUCUUUGGGCUGCACGAGAUCAUGCUGUUUUGGCGGCGGGCUGUGGUGAAGCCGGUGGUGGACGACACGGUAUUCGGGGGCGGGUGGAGGGCGGAGGGGCGGCUGGAGAAGGCGGUGGUGGGGCUGAGCUACGGAGGGCUGUGGUGGUGGCGGCUGAGGGAGGAGGUGGAGGCGCUGGUGGUGGUGGCGGAGGUGAAGAGGGAGAUGAUGAUGGGGAUUGGGGUGGUUGAUUUUUUUGGGUGGUGGCUGUAUUACGUGGCUGUAACGGUUGGGAUGGUUAGGGUGGUCAAAGGCUUGAUUUCGACGGUUGCGAUCUUGACACGUAGGAGAGAGAGUCGGCCGAAUGAUGAGAAGGUUUGA